GUAGACAAUAUAUUGCGGCCAUACACAAACAAAGAUGGCGUCUGCAAUGAGAGUUUUUCUUUCAAGGAGAAAUUGUUAUAAUUUAGUAAGGAUAGCUCAAAGACAUUCGCGAUUGAGCACAAAUUAUACACAAAGAUGUUUUGCUUCGACUAAAGAAACGAAGGAGUCUUUAAUAGUCACUGAAGCUGAUAGAAAUCCUUUAAAAGAAGAUGAGCGAGAUUGGAUAUCAUACGGUUAUGAUUUGACAAGCAAAGAUACGGACAAUUCGAUGCAUCAUCUUACGAUGCUUGCCUUCAUCACCCUAGGAUUAAUCGGCACCGGUUUUGUUUUAAUGUAUAAUCCAGACUAUAGAAAGCACCAUUGGGCGCGAGCUGAAGCAUACCUAGAAUUACACCGACGGGAAAAAGAAGGUCUACCCUUAGUUGAUCCCAACCUCGUUGAUCCAUCUACUAUCAAUUUGCCCAGUGAUGAAGAGUUGGGUGACUAUGAAAUUAUAGCUGCUAUUAACCUUGAUUGGCAUUUUACCAAUGAAAAAGACUUGCUAAAACGAUAUCAAAUAGCAAAUAAUUGGGGAUUUACAGCAGUGGAAACUGCAAAUCCGUAUGUUAUCGAUGCCGAACAGAUUUCUGAUACCCUAUCAGAGUGUGCCUUGAAACAGGUGCUCAUAAAUUCGCGAGAUUCCAUAGCAUGUAGGCCUGAAAAGAGGAAAGAGUUUGAAGAGAAUGUGGAACAAUCUAUACGAUAUGCCAAAAUUCUAAAAUGCGAGAGAAUUCAUAUGCAAUCUGGAAAAAUUGCAGACAACGAUAAUCUGAAAGUUCUAGAAGAAACUUAUUUGUCAAACAUUGAAUACGCAGCCAAAUCGUUUAAAAAAGUAUUAUAA
Molecule: messenger RNA, 880 nt
Organism: Dimorphilus gyrociliatus
Lineage: Eukaryota; Metazoa; Annelida; Polychaeta; Dinophilidae
Source: the annotation of a GenBank genome assembly